UAGUUCGUUCGCGAACUACACAACACUAUGUAUGAUUGUUAUAUUCUUAUCGUGUCCGAAAUGAAACACAUACAAAAAUCAGAAGUUGACACCAACAGCCACCAGUGACAGAUGACACAAUUGACAAAAAACAAUAUGAGAUAAUCAGAUAAUGAGAUAAAUCGAACUUUAAAGUUUUUGGUUUAGACAAACGCUGUUUAAAGUAAUAUUUUUUAUUUAACUAUUAAUAUUUUUAUAUCUAUAUAACCUCGUUAAGACGUUUCAAAAUGGCUACGGUUAUUCCGGCUGUGACAAAAUUAUCAAAUAGAGUAAUACGCGUACUUGGUUGCAAUCCUGGUCCUAUGACUCUGCAAGGUACCAAUACUUAUUUAAUUGGGAAUGGCAGAAAUCGUAUAUUGCUGGAUACGGGUGAUAGAGAUGUACAGGAUUAUCAGAAAAACCUUGCUGAAGUAGUUAAAGCAGAACAGAUCAAUAUUGAACAUAUUGUGGUAACACAUUGGCAUCACGAUCAUAUUGGUGGAGUUGAAAAUCUUUAUGGAACAAUUGCAAAACAACCACAAAUUUGGAAACACAAGAGAGACUCAAGCGAUGCCCCAGACAGUGAAUUGCCUAAUACAUUGCCAUUGAAUUGGCUAGCUGACGGUCAAGAGAUCAAAGUCGAAGGUGCUACUGUUAAGAUUCAUCACACACCUGGCCACACAACAGACCAUGUUGUUAUGACAUUGCUCGAAGAUAACAUAUUGUUCAGCGGUGAUUGUAUAUUGGGCGAAGGGACAGCAGUUUUUGAAGAUUUAUAUACUUACAUGAAAAGUUUGAGUAAAAUAUUGGAAUUGAAACCCAAUGUUAUAUAUCCAGGACAUGGCAACAUUAUUGAAGAUCCCAUACAAAAGAUAGAAUACUAUAUUAACCAUAGAAAUCAAAGAGAGGAGCAGAUACUCGAUGUGAUGAAGAAAAACAUGGAAAAGAAAUUUAAUGAAAUGGACUUGGUGAAAGUAAUAUAUGUAGAAACUCCAGAACAGUUAUGGCCGGCAGCUGCCUAUAAUGUAAGCCAUCACUUGAAAAAAUUGACAAAAGAAAAUAAAAUAACAUGUUUUGACGUUGAUGGUGAAAAUAAAUGGCAGUAUACUGCUUCUCGGAGUAACUUGUAAUUGAAGAAGGAAGAUAUAUAUGUAUUUUCACGUAAAACUUUAAUAAAAAUAUAAUAUAUUAUAUAUUUUUGAAGUUAUACUUCGUUUGGCGCGUUUGAAGAAAUUAUGGGACUGAAUUGUUGUGAUGCGUGCUCACGAUAUAACGCCAAUAUACAAUGUUUGUUUUAUUAUAAAUUUCGAUUAUUAAUAUUAAAAUUUAUUAGUGUGAGUAUCUAUGAAGAUAAAUGCUUGUCAGAAAGCAUAGACAAAGAUAUACGAGCGCGAAAAUUUCACUUCGUAAUUAAAAUAGGAUUUAAAUGAGUGAACAAAAAAAAAUUUUUUUUUUUUAAUAUAUAAAACACUUUUAUAUUAAAAUUAUUAUAUUAUUCCAUUGUAGUCCAUUUAGGUGGUAGUUUAGUAUAUUUUUGGUAUUAUUCCAAAUGACUAAGUAGGUUGUCAGAUAUUUACGAGAUUGUGAUAAUUUUGGUGAAGGAAGGACGGGUUGUCAAAUUUAAAAACAUAGACUUGAGGCAAUCACAUUUUAAUAAGAUAAUAAAACAACAAUCGUCAGAAGAAAUUCAUUGCUUUCAAUAUUUUGAAAAUUAAAAAAAUCACAGCAUUAUCCAAAAAAUAAAUCAUAUGUAAAUUUAGAAAUUAUUUUUGUAUUGAUAUGAAUGUAAAUAAAAUAUAAAAUUUUGAUUAGACAUAAUCUAAAUUUAAUUUGUCAAUAUAAAAACAAAUAAUUAUUACGAUGUGUGAUUAUAAUUACGUCAAACUUU
Vanessa atalanta (red admiral) is the source of this 1906-nucleotide messenger RNA. Its product is annotated as beta-lactamase-like protein 2 homolog. The transcript is spliced from 5 exons. Gene Ontology annotation, molecular function: single-stranded RNA binding; RNA endonuclease activity. The record is from RefSeq and is a predicted model, not a curated record. Lineage: Eukaryota; Metazoa; Arthropoda; Insecta; Lepidoptera; Nymphalidae. Gene Ontology annotation, cellular component: mitochondrial matrix. Bases 267 to 1148 code for a protein of 293 amino acids.